AUGCGGCCCUUUCUUCCGGCAAUUUUAUGUCUCGUGCUUUGGUCACUUGAGGUCCAUUCACGGGCAGUCUUUGCCCAUUUUAUGGUCUCCAAUACCCUCGGCUAUACGGUCGAUGAUUGGCAAAAUGAGAUGCUCCUUGCUUUGGACGCAAACAUCGACGCAUUUGCGAUGAACAUCGCUGUAGGAGAUGCUACCAAUACACAAUCUUUGGAGAACGCUUUCUCAGCUGCUGUGAACACUGGAUUCUCCCUUUUCUUUUCCUUUGAUUAUGCAGGGAAUGGGGCAUGGGCCAAAGACGACGUCCUGGACAUGCUAGAGACUUACGUAUCGGCGAAAGCAUAUUGGCGAUAUGACUCGAAGCCCUUUGUCUCUACAUUUGAAGGUCCUGAUAAUGCAGACGACUGGGUCGAUAUCAAAGAAAAGACCGGGUGCUAUUUCAUUCCUGACUGGUCCUCUGUAGGGGCUGAAGUCGCCGUGAGCCUUGGAGAUGGGGUGGCCGAUGGCUUGUUCAGCUGGGCGGCAUGGCCGUACGGCCCAAGUGAUAUGAAUACCUAUGUGGACGCCUCUUAUAUCGACUUUCUGGAUGGUAAACCAUACAUGAUGCCGGUCUCGCCCUGGUUCUUUACCAACAUGCCUGGAUACAGCAAGAACUGGUUGUGGCGGGGUGAUGAUAUCUGGUAUGACCGCUGGGUCCAGGCUAUGUUUCUGGCCCCCGAGUUCAUCGAAAUCAUCUCCUGGAACGAUUUCGGUGAAUCACACUACAUCGGCCCCACUCUGGACGCUGACUCCUCGCUUGCUGAGUCGACUUAUACAGCUUUCGGAACAGGCCAGGCCCCGUAUAACUAUGCAUUGAACAUGCCACACGACGGUUGGCGAGCGUUCCUUCCCUGGCUCGCUGAUACUUAUAAGAACAACAUCUCGACAAUCACGCAGGAAGGUGUUCAGGCAUGGUACCGAUUGAAUGUCCGGGGAAGCUGCACAUCAGAUGGCGGGACGACUGGUAAUACUGUGAGCCAACUGCAACUAGAAUACUGGCCAUACGAGAUCCCACAAGAUCGGAUAUUCUUCUCUGCUCUGUUAGUCUCUUCAGCAGAUAUCUCAGUGACAGUCGGGGGUAUAGACCUAGGUGCGUCGUGGAAUAGUACCCCCAGUGGAGGGACGGGCAUCUACCACGGCAGCGUGGAAUUUUCGGUGCAGGCAGGAAGCGUCGAGGUGGCUAUCACUCGAGGCGGCGAUACAAUUGCAAGCUUCACUGGCGAGGACAUUGUCACAGGUUGUGCUGCAUCAAGUGAAAUUGAGAAUUGGAACGCUUGGGUAGGCAGCGCCAUGUCGGCCACCACGAUUUCAGCCACCCCGACCUAUUCUCUCGCAGACGAGGUGUGCAUCCGCGGCUGGGGGGUAGGCAACUUCAACGGCCUUUGCUCCUUUGCUUGUGAGCUAGGAUACUGCCCUGUUGGGGCCUGUCUGUGUCAGGAAAUGGGCCCUCAGGCGAAAUUGCCUAAGAGUCUGGGAGUGAUUGGCUACCCUGCCGCCGGAAUGACGGAGGACUACUCGGGUCUCUGUGCCUUCUCUUGCAACUACGGGUACUGCCCUUCGUCUGCCUGCACCACUACCGAAGUGGCUCUUGCUACGUCUACUGUGUCACCUUUCACGCCCAACACUUGUACUUCUGGAGAAGGAACCGGUGACUUGACAGACGUGCCGCCUACUGCAAACACUAGCAUAUAUGGUUACACCAUGGAUGCCUAUACUGACAGUGGCCUAUGUGACUUUGCCUGCGAGCGAGGCUACUGUCCAUCGCCCGUAUGUUCGGAAAGCGUUGCUGGUAACGGCACGGAUCUAGUGUGCACAAAUGAUGAUCCUGACUCGGAUUGUGCCGAUGACGUCGAAAUGUGCGACUACACCCUCACUUUCGACAGCUUUGCGAGCCUGAAGUCUUCUCUAAGCUCCAUAGAAGACUAUUGUGUCAAUUAUUAUGCUCUUGGUGUCCUUUCCGACAUGCUCAACAAUACGAUGACCAAUUACACGGACAUCAUCUCAAACUAUGGCGGCAAAUUCACUGAGUACCAGGAGUACAUCCGCGAGGAGGUUCCUGGAGAGUUGGAGGAUUACAUGAAUCCUGGGGGUGUUGGAAAUGCCUUCUUCACGUGCACCUUUGCCCAAGAUGGCGUGAACGCUUCUACAACCACAUGCCCGUUUGACGUGGAGCAGCUUUACAACGACUAUGAAAUUUACUACGACCUCAUCAACGCUACUGCCUUCUGGGCCAACCUCACAGCCACCACCGGAAUCCAAAAGGACUGGGUACAAUUCGGGGACAAAGAUGUCGGAUCAAGUUGCGGCGUAGGAUCUGGCAAGACAUGCCAGCCUGACAAGGGUGUGCUGAAGGGUUACCCUCUACCGGCUGAUAACAUCACCGUGACCAACCCACAGACGAUCAUCGAGGAUGCACUUCCAGGAAUCUAUAAUUUGACCGAGACAAUAUACCUGACCCAGAUACUGUCGGCCACUGGUGCAUAUGGAGGAAGCAUGAACGAUGUGCUUCUCACCAUCUCGACCGUCGUCUUCACACUGGCUCAAGCGGUCGCAAACAUGGGCCAGGUGGUUGAAGUCGCGGAUAAGGCCUCGGAAGAGAAAAAGAAGGCGAUGAUUGAGGAGAUUAUCUUUGGCGUCCUGAUGGUUGUCCCUUUCCUUGGCGAAAUCAGGCUGAUUUCGGACGGUUUGGAACAAUUGGCCGAUAUGAUGUCGCUCAUCGGAGAUGCAGGCGCAUUGGGCAGUACGAUCUAUGGCGUUGCCACCGACCCAGAUUCAGCAAUCUUGGAUAUAUUCGAAAUUGCCCUGAUGGGCGGUUAUCGGACCCCGGAAGAGUUUGAAGAAGCUGCCAAUGCCCGUCGCGCGCUGACUGAUGAUGAAAUAAGUAGCCUGGGCUCGGACUGGAAAUCGUGUAGCGAUGACCUCUCUGAUGUGAGGUCGGUGUGUUACUGAAAUACCUGAUGCAAGAUAGCCUUGCACACUCUUGGUUUCCC
This is a messenger RNA of Aspergillus piperis CBS 112811, 3026 nucleotides long. Its product is annotated as glycoside hydrolase family 71 protein. Gene Ontology annotation, biological process: mating projection tip cell wall disassembly. Lineage: Eukaryota; Fungi; Ascomycota; Eurotiomycetes; Eurotiales; Aspergillaceae. Bases 1 to 2985 code for a protein of 994 amino acids. The record is from RefSeq and is a predicted model, not a curated record. The transcript is spliced from 3 exons. Gene Ontology annotation, molecular function: glucan endo-1,3-alpha-glucosidase activity.